Messenger RNA from Ceraceosorus bombacis, 1345 nucleotides. NCBI's taxonomy places the organism in Eukaryota, Fungi, Basidiomycota, Exobasidiomycetes, Ceraceosorales, Ceraceosoraceae. The record is from the annotation of a GenBank genome assembly.
AUGCUUGCUCGCUCACUCACACUCUGGCCAUUGGCACUGACGCUUGGUGCGUCGCUUGCCAGUGCUGCAGUCAUCGCACCUGGCCCUAGCAAUGCAACCUCUUCAGGCCAGGCGAUUUCCACUCCAGAGCUGAACGAGGCCUCCAAAGCGGGACCCUUGGGUCUGGAUAAUGUCAAUUGCCAGGAUGUCACCAUCCACGCCAAGAUCAGCGCUCAGAAUAGUGAGUAGGAAGAGGGUCACGGUGGAAUGUCGAUGUGCAUUAUCUGAUGCAAGCCAUCCUCGCACUCUCUGUCGCGCUCUCAUCUCCCCAGUCGACUUUGUCAAUGUGGAUGACAAUUACAACAAUGCUUCAUACGUCACCGACACCCUGCUCGCCUUUACGCAGCGUCAAAAGAAUUGGACUGCAGCGCACAUGCCCGGCACCAAGCACACCAACAACGCCACGUACCGCAUCGCUGCGCACUACUGCGAGCCCAAGCGAGGCGCCGUUGCGAAUUCGUCUCUGCUCGUCGCCACGCACGGCAUCGGAUUCGAUUCUUCAUACUGGAACUACUCGUACAAGAAAUCCUACUCCUUUGUUCGUCAUGCCGCCUCUCACGGCUACUCUAGCUUGAUCUACGAUCGACUGGGCACUGGCGAAUCAGAAACGCCAUCCAAAGGAGGUUUCAACACCGUGCAAGCUCCUACCGAGGUAGCCAUCCUGACACAAAUCCUGACGCAAGCCAAGCAGACGAAGAAUAUUGGCGGUAAGAAGCACGCUCGAAUCGUCGCCAUUGGUCACUCGUACGGAUCUGCCCAAAGUCAAGCGGUGACGGCUAGCAGUCCGGAUCUGAUCGACGGUGUCGUCUUGACCGGAUUCUCCACCGCCACGCAAUUCACCGGCACCUUUAUCCUGAGCGGAGCUUACACGCAAGCAAACAGCGUGAGCGAGCUUAGUCUCAAGGACAAGUCGGGCAUCUGGUUGGCAUCUGCCAGCAAAGUGUCCAACGUGCAAAACUUCAUCGACCCGUCCAAUGCCGAUUCCGCAUCGAUCGAUUUGGCUCGCAAGACGGAGCAACCUGUAACGCUGGGCGCCUACGCUUCCCUAGCCUCCAUCUCCGCACCCGCUUCCAACUUUACCAAACCCGUCUUGGUGCUCAAUGGCGAUCACGAUCUUCCCUUUUGCGGCGCAGAUUGUCAAUCGCAAUCCCCUGCCAUUCCAGACGGCGUAAAGAUGCUCUACCCUGCCGCUUCCAACUUUACUAGCGAACUCAUCCCACUCACAGGUCACGGCAUCGUCCCUCACCGCACUGGCCCAGAGAGUCACGAGAUCACGCUUCAGUGGAUCAUCGACAAUAAGCUUUGA